This is a messenger RNA of Rotaria sordida, 1641 nucleotides long. Lineage: Eukaryota; Metazoa; Rotifera; Eurotatoria; Philodinida; Philodinidae. The record is from the annotation of a GenBank genome assembly.
AUGGUAAUUGAUGAUAUACAACCAAGCUUAAAUUCUAAAUGGUCUCAAUGGUCUAAAUUAGUUCACGACAAAAAUCGUUUAUUAAUUAUUGUGAUAAUAUCUUUAAUAAUAAUUAGUCUUACAAUCACAACGAUUACAUUUGCUGUUUUAUUGAAUCGUUCAAAAUCUUCUGCUCAUUAUUUAUAUGCAGUUGAUAAAGGUACAAUAGGUUUUCCUAUACGUUUACCAAAUGAUGGAAAAUAUAUACAAUGGACAUUUUUACAAUUAAAUGAUGUUUAUGAAAUGCUUCCAUUAGAUCAUGGACGAAAAGGUGGUUUAGCUCGUGUUGCUCAUGUACGAGAAUUAUUAUUAGAAGAAAAUUCUCAAACAUAUACAAUAUUAUCUGGUGAUUUUCUUUCACCAUCAGCAUUAAGUCAAUCAAAAGUUAAUGGAACAACAUUAAAUGGACGACAUAUGGUUGCAUCUAUGAAUACAUUAGGAAUUGAUUUUGUUACAUUUGGUAAUCAUGAAUUUGAUUUAAAUGAAAAUGAUUUAAUUACAAGAAUUAAUGAAUCAAAAUUUACUUGGAUUAGUACAAAUGUAUUUAAACGUGGUAGUAAUCAAUCAUUUCCAUUAACAAUUCCAUAUAAAAUUUUAUCAAUUGAUAAAAUUAAUAUUCUUUUAAUUGGUUUAACAAUUGAUAUAGAUAAGCCAUAUGUACAUAUAAUUAAUCAAACAUCACUUGUAUUAUUUGUUCAACAAUUUCUUAAAUCAAUAUCAAAUAUAAAAUAUGAUGUUUUAAUUGCAUUAACACAUUUAGAUGUAGGAAUUGAUAUACAUCUUGCUGAACAUAUACCAGAAAUUGAUUUAAUAUUAGGUGGACAUGAACAUGAAAAUUAUUUUUUAUUACGAGGUUCACAAUAUAUUCCAAUAACUAAAGCUGAUGCAAAUGCAUUUACUGUUUAUAUUCAUCGAUGUGCUUUUAAUAUUGAUACAAAACGACUUCGUGUUUAUCGAACAUUAACAUUAAUAAAUUCAGACUUAGUAGAUGAACCAAAAACAGCUGAAAUUACUAAUUAUUGGUAUGAUUUAGGUAAAAAAGGUUUUCAACAAAUAGGAUUUCAACCUGAUAAAACAGUAUCUUGUUUACCAUCAAAUAUUGAGUUAGAUGGUCGUUCAACAUCAGUAAGAAAUUUUCCAACAUUAUUAACAGAUCAUGCUUGUCGAAGUAUUUUAAAUUCAAUAUCUAUAAAUGAAACAAAAAUUGCAGUUUUCAAUACAGGAUCAAUACGUAUUGAUGAUGUUCUUCGAGAAUCAAUUACACAAUAUGAUAUUUUACGUGUAUUUCCAUUUCAAGAUAACAUUUUUUCAGUUUCUGUUCCUGGUUCAUAUCUUGCUAAUGUAUUAACUCGUGGUAUAUCAAUGAAAGGUAGUGGAGGAUUUACAACAUAUUGUGGAAUUGAAACUCUCGAUCAAGGAAAAACUUGGUUAGUAGAUGGAUUAGAUAUUUCAAAAACUACUUUUAAUUAUUCUAUUGGUACAAUAACUUAUUUCAAAGAUACAGAACUUAACGAUCCAUCUAUUACUAUUUGGCAUGAAUUUAAUAUAACACAAACACAAGCUUUAAUUGCUUAUUUACAAACAAAAUAUCCACCAUGUUAA